Molecule: messenger RNA, 2229 nt
Organism: Mytilus trossulus (common blue mussel)
Lineage: Eukaryota; Metazoa; Mollusca; Bivalvia; Mytilida; Mytilidae
Exons: 1
Coding region: 2-2071 (689 amino acids)
Cellular component (GO): cytoplasm; nucleus
Molecular function (GO): protein binding
Source: RefSeq, a predicted model, not a curated record
UAUGGAAAUGAAUUCAAGUGCUGAUGCACUAGAUAUUGACAUUGAAAAUGAUGAACGACCGCCUUCAGUCUUACAAUCUCUUAUUAAAGACCCAACUGAUGAUCCACCAUUUUGUGACAUUCCGCCAUUACCAAAAUUAUUUUUAGAGAAAAACCUAGCCGACUGGGUAAGGUCAAUAGAUUCACUGUGGAAUGAACGUGAAGACAGAAUUCGGUUCUGCGUUUUGAUGUAUGCGUUUGCUAACGGUGGCUCAUUUUCCAUAGAUAUGGUUCCAAAAUCGUUCAAGUGGAGAGAUCUUCCGAAAGAAUUGGAAGAAGAGGCGUGGGUACGAUCAUUUCAAUACGUUGCUAAGACUAUGGAUUUGGAAAGAAUGUUUCUGUACCAUGAUCAGAUUAAAACAGCAGCUGACAAACUAACAGAAGUGGAUAGCGAAGGGCGUGGACCUUUUUUCUCAAAACCAUCAAGUGAAGGAGAAAAAUAUGCUUUCUUAAAUGAGUUCAUUUUAGAUGCAGUCACCCAUUCUUACUGUGGAAAAAGACAGUAUCGUGCGUUAGCUCUUGCUACACCUGUUUUUCUGUACCGAUAUUGCCACACUCGUCCACAGAUCAUGAAAAUUGACGACUAUGGUGAUCGAAAGGUAUCGGUUUCGAUUGGUGAGCAUGACGAAGAUUCAGUAUAUGAGAUUUUUAUUGACGAGAUCUGUAAAGGCCACGUCUACAAUACCCUAGCUAACAGAAUGUGGACUGACGACACAUUCUGUAACAAAUUCUUUAAGUAUUUAAGUCGAUAUGCGGAUGAAUUGGCAGAGGAGGACAAAGAGAGAAAAAUGUUUACCGUUGUUGAUUUGAAAUCCACCAAAAAUAGACCUAAAUCUUUUCUUUAUUGUCUUGUCACACACUCGCCCCCUAGACAAAAUAUGUUAGCUCCGGUGUUGACGUUCAUGACAAAAUACUGUACAAAAGAUUUCAUGGAAUUACAGUAUAUAUUGAUAUUAGAAUAUUGUUGUAGACAAUCGCUUAUUGAGAUCUACCUGCUUUUCGCUCCUAGAGUGAAGACAUUUCCAUUUUCGUUCAUUAGAUCAGCCAUAAUGGGUGGUGAUUCAAUACUCCUUGACAGAGUUUUAUCGCACCAAUCAUGGACUCAGAAACAACUGGACAAGACCAUGCAAUGGGUGGCUGCGACCGGCAAGUUUGACGAUUAUCUCCGACUGAAGCAAGCUGGGGCUGUGCCAGAUAGUAUCACAUUAUAUGAAAGUGUAAUUGGAAAAAAUGCAUCCAUUUUUGAAGAUUUGCUUCGCGAUGGUAUAGACUGCGAUGCGGACGUGUAUCAAGGGCGAAAGGUCAUACAUGCAGCCGCUAAAACUGGAAGUACUGAAAUCGUAGAUUUGUUGAUACAGAGAGGUGCAGAUGUAGAAUCAAAGUCACAAAGUGGAGAAUUGCCUUUACAUAUAGCAAUUGACAAUUAUCAUGAAGAUUUAGCGGAACAUCUUCUGAUGCGCGGAGCCGAUGCCAAUGAACGUGAUCACAGAGGUGCUACAGCAUUAAUAAGAGCAUGCGCAAUAGGAUUGUAUAGGCUUGUCGAACGCUUGAUGUAUGUUGGGUCCGACACUAGGGAUACUGAUGAACAAGGUUGUAACAUAUUACACAAAGCCUAUCUUAGUGGAGAAAUAGAAAUUAUAGAAUUUGCCAAAUCACAUGGCUUUACAAUCGAUUCCACCGACAAGAACAAUAACUCUGUCCUGCAUUUUUCUGCACUUAGUGGUAACUUGAAACAAUUUGAAGGACUUCUGAACCAGAUGCCAGAAAAUAUAUCAGCAUGCAACUCUUUCAUGUGGAAUCCGGCUAGCUGUGCUGCAGUAUGUGGUCGAUGGGAUGUCUUUAAUUUCCUCAAAAGGAAUGGAGCAGACGUUCAACAAAUAGCAAAAGAUGGAAGUAGCAUUUUAGACUUGGCUAACAGAGGAAAACAGCUACGACAGCUGAAUAAAGUUGGUUGUAUAGAUGAAUUUCAAGAGACAAUACGAUUGGGUUCCAUAGAAGAUUAUAACAAUGUAAUUCAAAGUUUAAAUGAUUAAAUCAAUGGACAGCUACAAAAAUGUUAUUACAAAAAUCAUAUACGUCUACGAUUAUAACCUAAAGGGCAUUUAUAAUGUGAAACUGCCUCCUUGCAUUUUGUUCUAGGAAAUUUAAGUAGACAAAUGCUUGCCAUUAACAAAUAAAUUGUGAGAAUUGG